UACUUCCGGUCUCAUCAUUUUUCCAUCAGUCUCUCAUCGAUCAGUCCGUCUGAGACCCGGCAGCUGAAUUAGAGCCGGUUCAGACCAGUGUCCAGCUGCUCUAAUAAGACUCGCAUGGAAUCCGCUUAAUGGUGCACUUGGGGAAAACUGUGCAUUUUGAAGCCCAGAGAAUGCCGGAAUCUGGAAGCCAGUAGACUGUUCCUGCCAUGAUUCCUCAUGUAGGACGAGACGAUUUGGAAGAACAUGGGCAAAUGAAUCGCAGAUAAAGACUCAACCAUGACCAUCACCUGUGGUCCACAGGACGCAAGAUAGCUGCAUCACACCUCUUUGUCUCCUUUAGAAACAUCAGCCUGAGGGAAACCUCAGUCCCAGGAAUCACAUUGCUUUGAAAUCUCAAUUGGAAGCCUUUCAAAGAAAACUUAAAUUGGCAACCAAGCUGGGGAUAAAAACAGCAAUUCCCAUCUAUCCUUAAUCACCCCCUGCCUGCACCGACCAAUGGAGAGACUACAGAUAGAGUCUGGAUAAAGUGGAGUCAGGCCAAGAAAGAGCGAGAAAACGAGUGAACAACGGACCGUCUAGCAGAAGGUACCUGUGCUGAUCCGGCAGCUCUGGGAAUUCAGCCCCUCUUCUCUGCAAUCGUUCCCAUCUCUCAGGCAAAGUCAAAGAGAAACUCUGCACUCUGAGACUGCUCUCUCAGCCUCUGCCGAGAACAGGUUUUUGAGCUUGUAUCAUCAGGGUGGGUGAAAUGAAGUCACGGUGUUGGUCCCCUCUCUGGCCCCUGUGGCCGAUGCUGUUAGGCAGACUCUUUCUGUCAGCCGGGGCCCUGGAGUUCGGCGGGGCCCCGGGGCAGUGGGCACGUUACGCCCGCUGGGAGGCCGGCUCGAUCGGGGAGCUCAGCUUUAGCCUGAAGACCAACAUGAGCAAGGCGCUGGUUCUGUACCUGGACGACGGCGGGAACUGUGACUUUCUGGAGCUGCUCAUCGGCGGCGGACACCUGCAGCUGCGCUUCGCCAUCCACUGCGCCGAGCCAGCCGCCCUCCAGAUGGAGACCCGUGUCAGCGACGACCGCUGGCACAUGGUUCUGCUCACCCGAAACUACCGCGAGACCAUGCUGAUGGUGGACGGGGAAACCAAAGUGGCGGAGGUGCGUUCCAAGCGCAAGGAGAUGGCGGUCGUCAGCGACCUGUUCGUGGGGGGCAUCCCGCCUGACGUCCGUCUGUCCGCGCUCACGUCCAGCACGGUCAAAUACGAGCCUCCGUUCAUGGGCUUGAUCUCUAAUCUGAAGGUGGGAGAGAUGCCUCCCACUCUACUCAACAGCAACGGCAUUCAUAACGAUCUGGAGUAUCUGUGCAUCAAGCAGAACCCCUGCCUCAACGGGGGAUACUGCAGCAUCCAGUUCGGCGAGGUCUACUGUGACUGCUCUCACACACGCUUCCGAGGGAAAUACUGCAAAGAAGAAGAGCAUCCGGUGGAAGGUCUGGCGCACCUGACGUUAAACAGCCAAGGAGACUCGUCUCUAGUCGGGAAAGAAGAAUCGGUGGCCACCUUCAAGGGAACCGAGUUCUUCUGCUACGAUCUGUCCAUGACUCCCAUCCAGAGCAGCACGGAUGAGAUCACGCUGUCCUUCCGAACGCUCCAGCGCAACGGUCUGAUGCUUCACACCGGGAAAUCUGCAGACUACGUCAACCUGUCGCUGAAGAGCGGCGCCGUCUGGCUCGUCAUCAACCUGGGCUCCGGCGCCUUCGAGGCGCUCGUGGAACCGGUGAACGGGAAGUUUAACGACAACGCUUGGCACGAUGUUAAAGUCACGCGAAACCUGCGACAGCACUCAGGCAUUGGACACGCUAUGGUCACCAUCUCAGUGGACGGUAUUCUGACCACCACCGGAUACACACAGGAGGACUACACCAUGCUGGGCUCCGAUGACUUCUUCUACAUCGGAGGAAGCCCGAACACGGCCGAUCUGCCCGGAUCUCCCGUCAGCAACAACUUCAUGGGCUGCCUGAAAGACGUGGUGUACAAGAACAACGACUUCAAGCUGGAGCUGUCGCGUCUGGCCAUCGAGAGGGACCCUAAGAUCAGUGUGCACGGGGACCUGGUGUUCCGCUGCGAGGAUGUGGCGGCCCUGGACCCCGUGACCUUCGAGACGGCCGAGUCCUACAUCGCCCUGCCGCGCUGGGACACCAAGAAGACCAGCUCCAUCUCCUUCGACUUCCGCACCACGGAGCCCAGCGGCCUGCUGCUGUUCAGCCACGGCAAGCCUCAGAGCAGCAAAGAGCAGCGGCCCGGCCGCGAGAUGAAGACCGACUACUUCGCCAUGGAGCUGCUUGAUGGCUUUUUCUACCUGCUGAUGGACAUGGGCUCCGGCAGCAUCAAGCUCAAGACCAGCAACAAGAAGGUGAACGACGGAGAGUGGUGCCACGUGGACUUCCAGAGAGAGGGACGGAGAGGCUCCAUCUCCGUCAACAGCCGCUCCAUUCCCUUCAGCUCUAACGAGGGCAGUGAGAUCCUGGACCUGGACAGUGACAUGUAUCUGGGUGGUUUGCCGGAGAGCGGUCAGGGCCUGAUCCUGCCGCCCGAGGUGUGGACCGCGCUGCUCAACUACGGCUACGUGGGCUGCGUCCGCGACCUCUUCAUCGAUGGCAAGAGUCGAGACGUGCGGCGUCUGGCGGAGAUCCAGAGUGCGCCGGGCGUCAGCAGCUUCUGCACGCGUGAGCUCCAGAAGAGGUGCAGCAGCGCCCCCUGCGCCAACGGAGGACAGUGCAAGGAGGGCUGGAACCGCUACAUCUGCGACUGCACCGGCAUCGGAUUCCUGGGAGACAACUGUGAGAUCGAGGCGACGGUGCUGAGCUAUGACGGCAGCAUGUAUCUGAAGAUCAUCAUGCCCAGCACGCUGCACACGGAGGCGGAGGAUGUGACGCUGCGCUUCAUGUCCCAGCGGGCGUAUGGGCUGCUCAUGGCCACCACCUCCAAAGAGUCAGCUGACACGCUGCGGCUGGAGCUGGACGCAGGACGGGUCAAACUCACGGUCAACCUCGACUGUAUCAGGAUAGACUGUAACCUCAGUAAAGGUCCAGAGAUCCUGACGGCGGGUCAGAAACUCAACGAUAACGAGUGGCACUCGGUUAAAGUGACCCGGCGCGGGAGGAACCUGCAGCUGUCCGUGGAUAACGUUACUGUGGAAGGUCAGAUGACCGGUGAUCACACGCGUCUGGAGUUCCACAACAUCGAGACGGGCAUCAUGACGGAGCGCAGGUUCAUCUCCGUGGUGCCGUCUAACUUCAUCGGGCACCUGCAGGGCCUGACGCUGAACGGCGUGCCGUACCUGGACCAGUGUAAGAACGGAGACAUCUCGUACUGCGAGCUGAACGCCCGCUUCGGCAUGCGCCUCAUCAUCGCCGACCCCGUGACCUUCCGCAAUAAAGGCAGUUACCUGGCGCUGGCCACGCUGCAGGCGUACGCAUCCAUGCACCUGUUCUUCCAGUUCAAGACCACCAGCACCGACGGCCUGCUGCUCUUCAACAGCGGCGACGGCAGCGACUUCAUUGUGGUGGAGCUGGUCAAAGGGUACGUCCACUAUGUGUUUGACCUGGGGAACGGCCCGUCUCUCAUGAAGGGAAACUCGGAGAAGCCGCUCAAUGACAAUCAGUGGCACAACGUGGUGGUUUCACGCGACACCACCAACGUGCACACGCUCAAGAUCGACUCUCUCACCGUGACGCAGCACUCUAACGGAGCCAGGAACCUGGACCUCAAAGGAGAGCUGUAUAUCGGUGGAGUAGCCAAGAGCAUGUACAGCAGCCUGCCGAAGCUGAUCGCGUCCCGGGACGGAUACCAGGGCUGCCUGGCCUCCGUGGAUCUGAACGGCCGGCUGCCGGACCUGCUCGCAGACGCCCUCCACAGGGUCGGCCAGGUGGAUCGAGGAUGCGACGGACCCAGCACCACCUGUACGGAGGACUCGUGUCAUCAUCAGGGGGUGUGUCUGCAGCAGUGGGAGGGCUUCUCGUGCGACUGCAGCAUGACGUCCUACGGGGGCUCGCACUGCAGCGAUCCUGGGACUACCUACAUCUUCGGCCGUGGAGGAGCCCUCAUCACGUACACGUGGCCCCCGAACGACCGGCCGAGCACGCGGGCAGACCGGCUGGCUGUGGGCUUCAGCACUCAGCUGAAGGAGGCCAUUCUGGUGCGAGUGGAGAGCGCCAAGGGUCUCGGAGACUAUCUGGAGCUUCACAUAGAGCGCGGGAGGGUCGGCGUGAUCUUUAACGUGGGGACGGACGACAUCGUCAUCGAGGAGAGCGGCGUGAUGGUCAGCGACGGGAAGUAUCAUGUGGUCAGAUUCACACGGAGCGGCGGGAACGCCACGCUACAGGUGGACAAUCUGCCCGUGCUGGAGCGCUUCCCUUCAG
Molecule: messenger RNA, 4406 nt
Organism: Sinocyclocheilus anshuiensis
Lineage: Eukaryota; Metazoa; Chordata; Actinopteri; Cypriniformes; Cyprinidae
Product: neurexin-2-like
Exons: 21
Source: RefSeq, a predicted model, not a curated record